UCACACAACAGAAACAUGAUUGGGUAAAAAAUUGUUUUAGUCUUGCAACACCGAUUGAACCCCCUAACUGUAGUAUGUUUUCCUUGUACUCUUGGUAAGUACGCUCUCGCGGUUCAGCCAAUCAGUAACCAGACUCUUCUAGGCGGUUCUACCUUCUAUUGGCUAACAACUUCCACGCUCAAACUCGGUCACUUUAGAAAAAAAACAGGAGUUAAUUCAUAAAUUUGUCAAUUUGUCAUACGCGUCGGAGAUGUGUCAGUGGGUGAUCGUUGCCGUGUACAUAUUUGUGUCGUAAAUGUGGUGUGUUACAGUGAUAAUGAGAAAACUUACGCUGGGCACCAUUAUCAUUAAGUGAUGAAUGCUUUUUAAGUUCAGUGUCUCGUUGUAAUUGUUUUCAUUUGUAUGUCAUCGGACUUGGCAACAUGGCGGCCCCCCGUCAGAAAUCACAACAGAAAAACAUCUCUUCGAUAUUUUCGAAACUGCAUGGCGCCUUUUCCGGUGCCGUGUGCCCUACGAAGCUGGCGACGGAUAAAAGAACCUUGAAUAAAACCUGGGAGUUGAUGGAUAAAGUGGUUAAACUGUGUCAGCAUCAUAAGAUGAACUUGAAAAACAGUCCUCCUUUCAUUUUAGAUAUUUUGCCGGACACAUAUCAGAGACUGCGUAUUAUUUAUUCUAAAUACGAGGACAAUAUGCAGGCGCUGAAUAGCAAUGAACAUUUUAACAUAUUUAUUAUAAAUUUGAUAAGGAAGUGCAAGCAGGCUAUAAAGUUGUUUAAAGAGGGGAAAGAGAAGAUGUUUGAUGAGAAUUCUCACUACAGGAGGAAUCUGACGAAGCUUAGUUUGGUGUUUAGUCAUAUGCUGAGUGAGCUGAAGGCUAUGUUUCCGAACGGGACGUUUGCCGGCGACCAGUUCCGCAUAACGAAAAGUGAUGCUGCAGAGUUCUGGAAAACCAACUUUGGAAACAGCACCCUGGUCCCCUGGAAGCUGUUCCGGGAAGAGCUGAACAACGUGCAUCCAAUAUCAUCAGGCUUGGAAACCAUGGCCCUAAAGACCACGAUCGAUCUCACUUGCAACGACUUCAUAUCUAAUUUCGAGUUUGAUGUCUUUACUAGGUUAUUCCAGCCUUGGAGCACGUUGCUGCGGAACUGGCAACUCCUGGCGGUGACGCAUCCCGGCUACGUCGCGUUCCUAACAUACGACGAGGUGAAGGCGAGGCUACAGAAGUACAUACAUAAGGCUGGCAGUUAUGUUUUUAGAUUAUCGUGUACAAGACUGGGCCAAUGGGCAAUAGGUUACGUGACCGUGGACGGUGAAAUUCUCCAGACCAUCCCGCAGAACAAGAGUUUGGUGCAAGCACUUCUUGACGGGUAUAGAGAGGGAUUCUAUUUAUACCCUGAUGGCAGAGACGUUAAUCCAGACUUGAGCAGCGCCAUCAUAUCUCCGGCUGAAGACCAUAUUACCGUCACACAAGAGCAGUACGAACUUUAUUGCGAGAUGGGAAGCACGUUUCAACUGUGUAAGAUCUGUGCCGAAAACGACAAGGACAUCAGGAUAGAGCCGUGCGGACAUCUACUCUGUACACCGUGUCUCACCGCUUGGCAAAUUGACUCGGAAGGCCAGGGCUGCCCGUUCUGCCGCGCGGAGAUCAAGGGCACGGAGCAGGUCGUCGUGGACGCCUUCGUGCCCCCCCGGCCGCCUAAUGCUUCAGGCGAAAAACACACAAAGACUGCCGUAAAACAAGUAUCCUCGAAUUCGUCAGGUUCAUCAGGGUCUUCGGGUUGCAAUGGAUCAAGCGUGGACGUGACGAUAUCGAGCAGCGCGAGCGCCAACGGCUGGUCGUGCAGGAACACCACGUUCAACGGCCUCACCGACGACAUCGACGAUGCGGAGGACUGGUCGGAGUUCAACGCGGCGCUGUCGUCGAUCGCGGCGCUGCGGCCGGCGCGCUCCCCGGCCGCCUCCCCGCGGCACUCCCCGCGCGCGGCGCGGCGCGCGGCCGCGGCCCGCGAGAACGCGUACGGCGAGCUGCGCGCGCCGCCGCUGCCGCCGCGCAAGAGCCUGUCGCCCGCCGAGCCCGGCCUGGCCGCCGCCUGCAGCGUGCAGGACAUCGCGCAGGCCAGCGCGCAAGAGCCGAGAAGAAGAUCUUCAUUAGAACCCGAACCUGACUCGAGGCAUCGGCUGACCUCCAUCAUUACCGGGUCCACGGAAACUAUUACUGGCAUCAUUGAUACGCGGCACGAAGUACCACCAGACCCAAGAGCAUUUGAGAAGCCGCGACGAGCGAACACACCACAGUCCAACAGCCGACCCCUCCCCGCACCCCCUCCUGAUAACUCCGACGACCGACCCGACAGAUCGGACAGAAUACCUGACAGAUCCGACAGACCCGACAGAUCGGACAGACUACCCGAAAGAUCGGACAGACCCGAUCGAUCGGGAGAAAGAACUGAAAAACCAGAAAGGCUCCCAGAAAGAGAAAGAAUACCCGUACCAACGGAAAGAGAACAUAGGCCUGUCCCGGCGGAAAGGGUUCUUGACAGAAUACCCCCCGUACCAGCAGAAAGAGAGCAUAGGAUAGAAAAUAGAAUACCAGAAAGAGAUAGGGUACCUGUCCCCGACAAUAGAGAGAAAGUAGUGCCUUCAGAUAGACUAGAAUUCCCACCAGUAAUACCAGAGAAACCAGACAGGAUAUUUGACAGGGUUGAAAACAGGGCGCCGCCGCGGCAAAGGUCGUUGCCCUCGAGUACUAGCGGGGGGGACAUCCAGCCGACCAAGUCCACGACGAUGCCAAAAUUCCCGUCGGAAGAGAAGGAUCCGCCGUAUGAAAAUGUGGCGUCGGAGAGGAAUGAAUUAGCUGUUGCACCCAAAAAAUUCAACCCUCUAACACACGACAAGAACGGCCGAAAGUACGGUGAGAACGUUUCGUACGAAAACAUAAAUUUAGAUUACAUCGCUCGCCUAGUAGGCGAGGGUUACCCCAAAGAUAUCGUAGUACGAGCGUUAGGCAUCACUAGGAACGACUUGGAAAUGGCGUGUGAUAUAUUACACGAAUUUGGGUCGAAAGUGUCAAAUAAGUGCUAGUUUUAGUAUAGUUCAAUCGCUUUGUAAAUGAUGGGAAAACGUUAGACUAAUUUUACCUUGGGCUUCGGAUGGUAUUAGACUAAUAUUAUUAGUGCGUUGCCAUGGUAACCUAUACGAUUUGAAAGUUCGUGUCCUAAUAAUAUUUUUCUAAUACCGUUCGAGAAAUUGUGUCCCAUUUUUGGAACACGGUUUAACCUUAUGUGCCAUAUUUGGAACACGCUCGCUUUAAUAAGUUCGUGUGGUAUGCAUCCUUCCUGAAUUCAUAGUACAAACAUUUUUAUAAAUUGAUGUUUAUAAUAAACUUGCGAGUUGCGAGUGUGAUUAAUGUGUUCCAAAUAUGAUAAAUUCAAAUUAUGUGGAAUUUACUGGACAUAAUUGUUAAUGAACUCUUGAAUUUUGUUACACCAGUUUACAAUAUUAAAUAAUAUUUAAAAAAAGUCUAACAGUUUUUACCAUCACUGCCGUCUCAUUAGUUUACCACAUUUUAGUUUUAGCUCGCGUUUGCUCACAAAUUAUCAGCUUUAUUUAUUAAAUCUUCGCAAAUUGUACAUUUUGUGAUAGUAUCAUUAACCUCAAUAUUGUAAGAAUCGUCAUAAUACUUAUAGACUCAUAUACUCUGAAAGCAAUAGUUCGUUCCUACUUCAACUUAAGACGCAUUUCCUAGUAGCUGUACAUUUUCAAACCUGUUUCUUGUUCUAAACAAUUACCAUGUACGGCCACAGACUUUAAUUGUUGAGCCAUUUAAGGUUCAAGCUAAUUUGUUUGUCAAUACUGACGGUAUUAAAUGUCCAAUGUAAAGUAAACCCUAAAUGACUUAAGUAUGUGACUGUACAUAUGUGCAAGUUGCGGAAAGUUUCCAAAAUUAGAAAAGUUCCUGGAAAUUUCACUGGAAACAAAGGAAGCUUUUAUUUUGGAAAUGCAAAGUUCGUAUCCCACAAAAAUGUGAGUUUCCGGAAAUUUUCCAUAAGGAUGCUUCUGAAUUUUUGAAACUUUCUCGUGGCACGUCUGUUAUUGGGUGACUUAAGAUUAAAUGUAAUACAAAAUUUGUGACAUUGGCUAAAAAUAGGGCACCAAAUUUACCAUUUCGUUACCGUCAUACAACUACUACUACUUAUGUUUGAAAAAUUGUGAUUUUAUACAUAUAUAGUAGGUAUUCUGAUUUUGCAGUUUGCUACUUAUUGAACCAGAUUCACAAAUUUUGUAUUGCCUGCUAAAUUUAAGUCACCCCGUAAAUUUGAACUCGUAUAGCAACCUAUGUCACAUGACAACGAAGAAAUAAUGUAGAAAGUAACGAAAUCGUACAGUUUUUUCCAAGACAAUGUUGAUUUUUCAAGAUUUUGAAACCAGUAGCGUAUAAAUUGUAUUUUAAGAUGUGUAAAAACGAAAAAUAUCUUGGCUAUAUGUUUGACAACUGAAGCCGUCAAAUCGAAAAAAAACGUGCCCAUAUGUUUGACAGAUGAAGCCGUUCGCCGGCCGUAGACUUUAUACAUUUAAUCCAUUGAACGCCACGCCUAUCAUGUUUCUUUUCGAUUUUUUUUUGUGUGAGCUUUCAAUAAAAUUUGGUCGGUAUAUAUAGUACCCUAUCUGUACAAUAUAAGCGCAAUUUCACCGUAUGUCCUACAAAUAUUUGAGUUACGAAAAACUAUAGUAGUUUCUUCAGUAACUCUACGGAAAAGGUGUGAUUUCGUUAUUAUACCGGCCAGAAUGUGGAGUGUCGUCAAACCAGGCAAAUUUUCUAACAAAAAAACUUACAAAAUAAUCGGUUCUGAUUUUAUUAUAGAUUAACACAUUUUAUGCCUACAAUCAGAAACUUUGGCAUAGUCAAGUGGUUAGUUGGUUGAAACUGUUAUCCUAUUGUACUGGUCAUUUCCAAAAGAAAACUUACAUCCAUUCAUCAUAAUCUUUAAAAUAAAAGUACGCUACUCAUCAAUUUUAUAAAAAAUAGAUUUAAAUUAAUUAUGACGAAUACGAUUGAUAAUGAUAUGAUUAAGGAUUUUAUUUUCUAUUAGCAUAAUUUAAAUAAUUGAUAAUAAUUCAAAUUAAAAAUCGCCAUUGUUGUUAAUCUCGGUGUUUUUGUAUGUAAAAAUUUGUAAAUAGUUUUUUAAAUGCCUUUUAAUCUGACGCGUGGCGAGAUGUUUCAUAUAACCUAUACGGUUUCAUUUCUAAAAAACGUGUGAUAGUAUUAUAGGCUUAUUGAAAAAAAAAAACUUAAUUCUAUAGACGAUAAAGCACAUUUUUAUAUAAUGUAUUUAUUUUGCUUCGACCUUAAAGCGUAGUUACAUAAACAAUUUUAAUUCCAGUUUUCUUUUUCUAAUCAGUAUUCAUCUUACUCAUAAGCUAAUUUCAUUAAGCAUUGUAAAUAUAUUUGUAAAAUAAAUAAUACUUAUAUUUUCAUAUGAAAAAUUCUGUCUUAAACUACUUAAAUAGUCGUUCAUAUAGAUUAUAUUUUUUAAAAAUAUGUAUAAUGAAUGAUUGUAAUGAGAUACAAAUUUUGACACUCUGACUUAUGACAUUUGCAAUAUUAAUAUUUAGCAUAACUAUUCUACUUUAAAUUGUUGGUGUAAAUAUAUUUUUAUUGUUCGAACUCUGAUACGAACAUCUUCCUUUUUAAUGUAACUAAGAAACUAGUAUAAUUUUAGUUGGACAUUGUACGAGCUUAAACUGCACCAAUUUUUUUUUAUUGUCUUGAAUCCUACAUUUUCUACUGACUUUUAAGAAAUUGACAAAUUUAUUGAUCUACCUAUAAUUCCUCUUUUUGACUUUAAAUAAAAUAGUAGAGAAAUUUUAGCAUUAUAAUUAUUAAAAUAAUUCAACACAACUAUAGACUUAAAGAAAGAUCGGCCAAUGCCAAUUUGUGGUAUUUCGGUUUUUUUUUUUUUAAUUUAGCAAACCUCAGCAAUCGGUGUUUAGUAAUCGAUCGCUUGAGAAAAUAUACCUAAUGGAAAAUACCACAAAUUGGUCUGGAUAUAUUAUCAAUAUCAUAAACGUAGCUGUCAUCUGCCACAAGACGUUCAUCAUAAAAAAUCCAAAUAGCGAAGUCAUAAAUUCAUAUACUUAACUUUAACAAUCUGUUUGUCUUAGGUAUCUAAAGACAUCGCAUAAUAUAUUUUUCGUGAAUAUCCGAAAAGAUGACGUCGACGUAAAGUCAUAGUUAACUUGUGACCAAAAUUUCUUCAAUUGUAUUUAUUUUCUGAUAUUGCACUACGUCAUUGCCGACGUGGCAAAGAUAAUUCAAAUAUUAACCCUAUGUAUGCGCAGUGGGACAUAUUUGACUCAUUGAAAAAAAUAUCUUAAGCUUCAGACCAAAAACUAACUCAAGGCAUAGGCUGUCUUUGCCACAUCAAAUAAUUAUUUUAUUGAUAUAGAAGGUGCAGGAAUAAUUUUAUUACCGCUUAUCGCGCUUUAAAUAACCUGACUGAAUUUUAGUAGUUAAUGUUUUGCUAAUCAAUGACAUGAGAAGAAACAAGCCAUAUAGGUUUUAGUAUUACAAAACUAUAUCUAGUUAUAAAAGAAAUCAUAAGUGGAGCUCUUUUCAUAACUUAAAUUAACUGUUUAAAUUGAUUAAUUCUGGAAAAAAUCGGUGUCUUUUCUACACAGUUUUUUUUUUUAAUUUGAAUUUUGCUCAAUUUAGUAUUCUGAAAACUGUACCAUAUAUGGUACGUCAUUGUGUUUUACUUUUAUAAUGUAACCUGAUUGCUUCUUUAUUCUUGCGUCAUUGUUGCUAUUUAAUUUUCUUUAUAAUAAGUAAUCCAAUCCAUUGUAAUCAUACCCCCGUAAUUUAAUAUUACCAUUGUAAUAAUAUUAAGUAGUUUAUCAGGACCGUAAGGUAUUUAUGAAUAAAUACAUAUCCACCAGUGCGCUAGUCAAAUUAUAUACUUGGGCAUAAAAUGUAUAGCAAAUGUGUGUGUAAUAACACUUCUGGUAUAUUUGUGUUUUCACGAAUUUAUCCGAAGUGAAAUCUUUAAAAAAUUUGCACAAUCUCUAGUUCUAGUGACCCAUUAGAAGUUUAGCUGUCUAAAGAUAAAAAGGGCAAGCAAUUUAAAACGCCAUCAAAAAAAUUGUGCCAAGAUGCAUUGGGAUAACGUCGGAUACGAGGUAAUUUCGAAUUUCUCAAAUAUAUAUAGAGUCCGUCUAUGGGCGUCCGCUAGUGUGGGCGAGUGCACGUAGCGGGCGCACGCACGCCUGAGGGCCUACCGCGAACAACGUUCGAGGCGUUACCUCCCUGUCACACGUACGUACGAAUUUACAAGUGCCACAGAGAGGCAACAUAUCAAACGUGGUUUUCGGUUGGCCCUAUGUUCUUAAACUUAUUGUUGCGCAUUACUCAUACUAUUUUUGGUAAACCCGCUCGUCCGGUCCGUGCACCCGCGCCAGCUAGCGGACGCCGCCCUAAGCUUAAUCCUGUGCUAAUUUCGACAUGACAAGAUAUCAUUAUUAAACGUCAUAUUUAUUAGUAAUUUAACGUGACUCUUCCUCUCUCUGCCACUGUAAAGUCUGUGCAGAGAUUGCUUGGUUCAACUUUACUACAUUAGAAGCAAUAUAGCAAGGCUAUUUGUUACCAAAGUAUAAAGUGGUUUUAGUUUAGUAGAAUUUGAGGUUUUUAAAAUUGUCCUAUUUGGAAUGUUACCUAAAUGCACCUAAUGGAUAAUAUUACACACAUAGCUUUAUAUUCUUGUCCAAAGUUGUAAUAAUAGUAUCUUAUAAUCUUAGGCUGUGUAUACACUAUCGCUUAGUGAAAUUGAAUAUAAACCAUGAUAAAAUAUUAGCGAGAUCAAAAUAAAUAAUGUGUAUACAGUACAAGUCACAAAUACCAAAAGUUUAAUUAUUUUGCUGUAUUAAUUUCACAAUAACAUGACAUGCAUUAUUUAUGUAUAAAAUCAUUAUGAACGCAAGAAAUGUAAAUUAUGUACUUUAUUUGUAUUAUAAAGAAUUAUGGAAAUCAUGUGGAACAUUUACAUUAUGAACCAACACGAAAAUGCCUUUAUUAUUCUUGAGCGAAUGAGAUGUGUCAGUCCAAAUAAAAGGGUAAAGUAAUUUAUUAUUCUGUGGGUCAUAUUUAACCCACAAUGCAGGGGAACUGUUAAGGAUAUUUGGGACAAAUUCGGAUUGUAAAUUUAAUAAAGUCACUUAAUUUAUUCCUGGUUUGGAUUAACGGGCUUUUCCCUAGUAUGUAUCUAAAACAUUAAAUCUAGAGUCGGACCAAGAUAACUCUGCACACAUAUUUUUGUGACAGUGCUUUAGUUUCAUCAUAAAAGUCAAAUGACUAUAAAAUUUGAUAUUUAUGAUGACAUUUCCACACUUUGUUACGUUAAAUACGAUGCGGAGUUAGACUUAGAGUUAACUUGGACAAAAAAUAUGCCGAUAACUGAUAAAUAAGACAAACGUUCAACUUUCCACAGUUUUAUUUUAUUUCUUUUCUAUUACCAGGAUAAGGUCGCAGCGAUUUUGACAGCCCAGACAGUGCAAGUAUUAUUUUAAACGUCAAACUUUUAUGAAAUUAUGACGUUUUUCAUAACACAUGCACAGGCCGGGCUGUCAAAAUCGCUGUCAACUUAGCUUGGUCUGACUUUACUUAGAAUCCAGAGCUCUUUCAAUCCUGAUAUGAUAAAAAAGUGUCCCGAAAUUUCCAUACAUUUAUCGAUCGUUCCAUUCUGUUACUGUUCUUGCUUUACAAAAAUGAUAAUAUAAAAAUGGAAUGUAAAUAAAAAUCUUGGACCAGUUUUUUUCGCCUAUUAAUAUCGAAAGAGCUCGUGAUUCUAAGUAGAAACUACAUAAAAUAUACAAUUGUUAACCUUUUGAACGCCAAGAAUACCUAUAGGCGUCGUUACUAGUCGUGCCCACAGCGCCAAGGACAACUAUAGGUGUCAUGGCGGACGCUGUCAAAGUAACCUUCACACUUUCGAGUAAGGUUUACCUUAGCUCGCUUGCGCCCGGGACCUUGGCGUUUGAGUGAUUGUGUUUUUGACAUAAAGUGUUCAAAAAGUUAAAUGGCCCAUCUUUAUGUUGCCCUUAUAUUUCUUAAUCGAAUGGCAUAAAUAUAAAAAUAGGCAAUUAUUUACAUUAAAAUCAUUCGUUAGUAAUUUAAACGUCAACGUUCAGGAUGCCGAUGCAAGCAGCUGCGUCGGGUGUGAGAUGCAGCAGAUCCUCUGGUGGCCCCUGGUAGGAAUACAGGGGGCAGCGCUGGAUAAUGUGUUUCAUGGUCUGGUCCUCCUCGCCUCAAUCACACAGAGCUGAGUUCCUCCGCCCCCACCUGUGCAAAAAGUCGUUGCAUCGGCCAUGUCCCGUUCUUAGUCUAUUGAGCCCUUAUAUUUGGACAAAUGUGUUUUCGGUUGGUAAUGUAGAAUGAUUAUCAUAUCAAGUCACGUCAAGCGAAUACCUCAUUAUACAAACCUGUGAGUUUACUAACGUUUCUUGUUAAAUUUGGAAGGUACGAUGGGUUUGGAAUGCGAAGUUAGAACAUUUGAUACUGUUUUUAAAGUAAGGACAGGUGUCUAUCUGAUUAUAUAUUACUGUCCUGCUCGCACAAUGGUAUUAACACCGGUAUUAUUCGCGGAACAGGAAUAUAGCUAUAUAACUACGCUUGCUAUCGAGAUAGAAAACAGGCACAAUGUCCUAGCAUUCUUCCUAGUGUUUGAAAUAGUUAUUUGUGUCCUAAGGGAGGAAAAGUAGGAAAUUGCGUGCCGCGUGUAAAAUUGUUACCCGAGCCGAAGUCGAGGGUGGCAAACACGCGGGAUGGAAUGACCUACGUUUCCUCCCGUGGUGCGCAUACUAUUUUUCUGCUCGACGGAGGUGGAAAGCAGCAACUUCGUUUAGCGCAGCGGGAGCAAAGUUAACGCUUUCCGCCCGGAGGACAGAAAAAUAUUUUUUAAUUUAUAAACUUGUGUUGAUAGCGUCAAACCAAGAUAAGUUGGCAUUUUGAUAUCUCAGACGACUCACGGGCUAUAUUAAACGUCAAACUUCUAUGAAAUUAUGACGUUUAUUUGACACUUGCACCGUCUGGGCUAUCAACAUCGCUGCCAACUUAGCUUGGUCUAACUCUACUGUGAAUGAAUCCAUGAAAUUAAAAUAUAUCUUUGAAUGAUCGUACAUAAAGCGUAUUUUAAUGCGGCGUUUGUCAUGCGUUAAAUUAAAAAAAUAAGAUAAAACAUACGUUGGUAUAAAACGAACGUUUUACCUCGUCUUUAUCACCAAAAAAAUAGUUUCAAAUGUUCAAAAGAGUACUGACAAUAUACAGGUUUGAAUUAAUCUUUUUAAGUUUUUGAUUAUGUUGAAUUUUUCGGUGGAUCUGUAUUUUUUACCAGUUAAUGAAACUAGCUUACGGAUCCACGAAAAAAAACGCAGUUUUUUUGUUUUUUAAGUUUUGUUUUUCUUUACGUGGAUCCGUGGCGCAUGAAGGAUUGUUUAGUUGGUAUUUGUUCGAAUAUUUGGCCACGAUUGGAUUGUUGCUGAGGCUGUCUGGUUUACGCUUUAGUAAGGAUAUGUUGCAAAUAUAUUAUAAUUCGGUAAAAUUA
Molecule: messenger RNA, 10591 nt
Organism: Cydia pomonella (codling moth)
Lineage: Eukaryota; Metazoa; Arthropoda; Insecta; Lepidoptera; Tortricidae
Gene: Cbl
Product: E3 ubiquitin-protein ligase CBL-B-B
Exons: 14
Coding region: 423-3080 (885 amino acids)
Biological process (GO): cell surface receptor signaling pathway; negative regulation of epidermal growth factor-activated receptor activity
Cellular component (GO): membrane raft; plasma membrane
Molecular function (GO): calcium ion binding; phosphotyrosine residue binding; receptor tyrosine kinase binding
Source: RefSeq, a predicted model, not a curated record